Messenger RNA from Closterium sp. Yama58-4, 771 nucleotides. The record is from the annotation of a GenBank genome assembly. NCBI's taxonomy places the organism in Eukaryota, Viridiplantae, Streptophyta, Zygnematophyceae, Desmidiales, Closteriaceae.
AUGGCUUCCUCCUUGGUCGCCCACCAGUCUCUUGCUGCCCUCUCCUUCAGCACAGCAGUGAAGGGCGCUGCUUCUGUCUCUGUCAGUCGCCUGGCAGUACCACCUUCCGCCGUCGCUCCCCGCGGCCUUGGGGCUACCGCGCUCCUCGGCUUCAACAAAUCCGCCGUCCCCGCUAAGACCGCUCCCGUUAAGAAGCAACUACGAACCGAGGACGGAAUUUUCGGCACAUCCGGCGGCUUCGGCUUCACGAAAGCUAACGAGCUCUUCGUUGGGCGCGUGGCGAUGCUCGGAUUCGCCGCGUCGCUGCUCGGCGAAGCGGUAACCGGACAGGGAAUCCUCUCGCAACUCAACCUCGAAACCGGAAUCCCUAUCACGGAAGCCGAGCCGCUGCUUCUCUUCUUCAUCGCAUUCACCGUGCUCGGCGCGAUCGGCGGUCUUGGCGACCGCGGGCGAUUCGUGGACGACGAGACGCCUGCGGGUCCGCCGGUGAAGCCGGGGAGCUUUAAGGCGGCGCUAGGGUUGAGCGAGGAUGGGCCGCUGUUCGGAUUUACCAAGGCGAACGAGCUAUUCGUGGGGCGUAUGGCGCAAUUAGGGUUUGCGGCGAGCUUGGUGGGUGAGGUGAUCACCGGGAGAGGCGCGCUGGCGCAGCUGAAUAUCGAGACUGGCUUGCCCGUUUGGGAGCUGGAGCCGCUGCUGCUCGCCAGUAUCGCGUUCUUCUUUAUCGCGGCUAUUAACCCCGGUACAGGGAAGUUCAUUAAUGAUGACGAGUAG